Entrophospora candida is the source of this 891-nucleotide messenger RNA. Lineage: Eukaryota; Fungi; Glomeromycota; Glomeromycetes; Entrophosporales; Entrophosporaceae. The record is from the annotation of a GenBank genome assembly.
CCAUGUUAUCAGAUAAUACAAACUCAAACUCAAAUUUAGACACUGUUUUACAUUUACAUACAAGCGAUAAUGAUAGCGAUACUACCGAGAUUCAACCAGUCUUGGAUAAAAUUACAUUAAAUGUCGGUGGCAUAAAGUAUGAAACAUUCAGGUCAACUUUGACAGCUUAUCCGACAACUUUACUUGGCUCAUUGUUUCUCUAUGAUGACGAUGAAAAUCCUUUGUAUGAUGCUCCUAAUGAAUUUUUUAUCGACAGAGAUGGACAUUUAUUUCAUUAUAUUAUGCAAUUCUAUAGAACUGGUAAAGUUCCAACUAUUGAUCAAGCAAUUGGUUUGAUCCCAAUAACAUCACAAGAAUUAGAAGAAGAAUUGGAAUAUUUCAAAAUUCCAAUAUAUCCGCAAUCUUCCUACUCAUCAACCACCUUAUCACAGUCACAAUUAUCACUACGAGAUAAAAUUAUAACUAAUGAAAUCGACUCUUUUACCACAACUCUAACCAACACUUUAUUAACUAUUUCACAACAAUUCAAAAAAGAAUUUUUCUUUAAAAAACAAUUCCGAAUAAAAUUCGAAAUAACAUUUUAUCACAACGAUCGCAUCUCAGAUUUCAAUAUACAACCCUCGAUCAAUUCAAGCUUGAAACAACAACUCUACAAAAAUCUGGAGAACUUUCAAUUGUUAGGUUAUGCUAUACUGGAUAGAUUUGGUGAUGACAUUGGUAGAUAUAUGACAACGAAUGUACAGGGUUGUAAUUGGGAAUGUAAAAGGGUGGAGGAAUUUUCUUGGGGUGGUGUUAAUAGAAUGUAUAAAGUUUUGGUCGGCGUAGAAAAUAGUUUUGAACAUGAAGAUAUCAUCGGCAGCUGUUGUUUAUCGUCAGUUGGACCAGAUGCUG